Ciona intestinalis (vase tunicate) is the source of this 1069-nucleotide messenger RNA. RefSeq lists its product as uncharacterized. The record is from RefSeq and is a predicted model, not a curated record. Lineage: Eukaryota; Metazoa; Chordata; Ascidiacea; Phlebobranchia; Cionidae.
AAAUUUGACAUAACAGUUUUAAGUUAUGUUGCAGACGAAAUGAGGUUAGCGAUCUUUACGCUUUUAAUAUGUGUCGUUGACAUUUGCAUGUCGGUUGAAGCUGAUGAAUUUCCAGAGAAUCACACCGAUGAUAUUUUACACAAAAUAGCGGGCAAAAUGCUCGGAAAUGACGGAGAUGAAAAUGGUUUUGACGAAGAAGAAUUCAGUGGCUCAGGGGACUUUAAUGACAUAGCUAGCGGUGAUUAUAUAGACAUAACUCCAAACCGCACCGACUGCCACCGAGGAAGAAAUGGUACUAUUGAAGUUAGUACUAGCAACCAAACUGAAGGCAGAGAAAGAAUCGGCUGCGUUCAAAAUAAAAAGGAAUCAUGGUCAGGUCCAGUAAAUUCUCCAAACGUCUUGGACACUGAGUUAGCAGAGAUACUUGGAAAUACAACAGUGGACAAGAAGACUUUGGAUUUGUUAACAGAGGACAUUGAAAACAUAACUUCUGGCGUGGUUUCUAUCAACAGGACGAACUUAAGAGAAGACAAACUCAAGAUUAAUGUGAUAGUGGAGGCUGCUAAUAAUAAUACCGGGCUUAUGUUAGUUCUAUUAAUGUUCAUUUUGUUGGCGAUGUUUCUUAUGUUAGUUUAUUACAAAGGCUGGAUAGGUUGCCCGUCUGCUGUGCUGGACAAGGUUCCUUAUAAGAGCUACAAAUAUGCACCGCUUGAUCCUCACGUUGCUUGAGCUUCUGCAAUUUGACGUCCAAACCACAGCGCUAACAUUGGUGGAAAAAGCAUAAGCGCUGGCUACACCAAUUAUAUGCAGAAAGCGCUGCUUUUUAAAUAUCGCUUAUAUCGUUAAACACACAACAUUGUAGGAUGGGACACCUUUCUAUUCUAUUUUUCCGUCCCAUUUGGUAGUACCAUAGACCGUUUUCAUUGUGUAAAACACAAUCAGAAUGUUAUUUCCCAUUUCACCCCACAGUAAUAUACUUCGAAAUUAAUUGUCAAAUACGAUUCAGGUUUCAAUGCUUUUGUCAGUUUUUCUGAAUCCGCAGUUUUUUAAAAAUACAUUCAAACACGUU